Impatiens glandulifera is the source of this 1145-nucleotide messenger RNA. Its product is annotated as DNA repair protein XRCC3 homolog. Bases 54 to 944 code for a protein of 296 amino acids. The transcript has a single exon. Gene Ontology annotation, cellular component: replication fork; Rad51C-XRCC3 complex. Gene Ontology annotation, biological process: t-circle formation; double-strand break repair via synthesis-dependent strand annealing; telomere maintenance via recombination. The record is from RefSeq and is a predicted model, not a curated record. Gene Ontology annotation, molecular function: four-way junction DNA binding; ATP binding; ATP-dependent DNA damage sensor activity. Lineage: Eukaryota; Viridiplantae; Streptophyta; Magnoliopsida; Ericales; Balsaminaceae.
UAUGGUCUUAUGCCUAGUAGCAGGUUUCUCAUCUCUCUCGGCGUCGGCGAUCAAUGAAACCGGAAAACCUAAUACAGAGUCAUCGGAUAACCCAAAAGUGCACCACCGGUUGUCCAAUCCUAGACCGUUUCCUCGCCGGCGGUUUAUCCUGCAACUCCCUAACCGAACUCGUCGGCGAGAGUUCUUCCGGCAAAACCCAAAUCUGCCUUCAACUCCUCAUCUCCGCUCAACUACCCAUCUCCCUCGGCGGCCUUUCCGCCGCCUCUCUCUAUCUCUGCUCCGAACUUCCAUUCCCCUUUCGCCGUCUCCAACAACUUUCUGUUUCAUUUCGCUCCGCAUAUCCCCAGGUUUUCUCAUCCUACGAUCCCUGCGAUAAUAUAUUUGUUGAGGCCGUUCAUUCUGCAGACCACCUGUUUGAUAAUUUGCUCAAGUUUGAUUCUCUAAUUUCGAAAAAUUCGUCAGCCCAGUUUCCUGUUAAGGUUAUUAUUAUUGAUUCAAUUGCUGCUUUGUUUAGAUCUGAAUUUGAUAAUACCCCGUCUGAUUUGAAGAGAAGAUCUUCGUUGUUCUUUAAGAUUUCUAGUAAACUGAAGUAUUUGGCGAAUAGGUAUGAUCUAGCUGUUGUUAUUACUAAUCAAGUUGUUGAUUAUGUGGCGUCUUCGGAUGGUAUGAAUGGGUUGAGAAUUGGUAAUUUAGGAUGUUUGUAUUCAUCUGGAAGAAGGAUUUGUCCUGCUUUGGGUUUAUCUUGGGCAAAUUGUGUAAAUUCAAGACUGUUUUUAGCGAGAAAUGAUGAGAUAAUUGAUCAUCGAGAUGGAUUUGAGCAACGUUCGAGAACAAGGCGACAUCUUUAUAUCAUAUUCUCCCCUUAUUUGCCGGAAUCAUCUUGUGAGUUUGCUGUUCUUAGAGAAGGGGUUUCUGGAGUUCAAGCAACGUCAUGUCAAAUUUAAGGCGUUCUUAAUUGGAAUUUACAAAUGUUUUGUCAACCCAUUACAAGACACAAACACCAUUUCUACAUGUAAUUUUCAAAAAAGUAAUGAUAAGGUUCUCUUUAAAUUGUAGCAUAAUCAAGGUACCUUUGUGACUUCCACACUACAAUCAUACAUUAUAUUGUUUGAGAAGAUCUAAUUUCCUCUACUCAUCUUAAACAU